GCUCAUAGAUUUCUCGGAAAAUUGUUCACGGUUUGUUCAGUGAUUCUCAAUUCCGCUGCGUAGUAUCAGCUUCCUGGAGAUCUAACGUUUUCCGAAAUUGAAUUGGGCGGUGGGAAAGUUUCUUCCUUGAGUCGAUCUUGUGAUGUUUCGAUCAAAUCUAUGAUCUUUCUGGAGUAAUGAAAAGUUUUGGUUGAUCAAAAGUUUCAAGACUAGAUCCAAAGAACACCCACGAAAGAGGUCCUGCUUUGCUUCCCUGUGAAGAAGCAUCAUCGGGAAAUAACACAAAUGGAUUACCGACCUUCUGAUAGUAGUGGUACGGAUGAUGACCUACCUCCAUCACAUCAAAAUAGAUAUCAAAGAAGCGGGAGACCUGCCGGUAACGGCAGACCUUCAGUUCUCAACUCUGCUCCUUUAUCAAGAGUGCACAAUGACAUGGAAACUCAAAUUCAUCUCAUUGAGCAAGAAGCCUAUAGCUCAAUACUCCGUGCAUUCAAAGCCCAGUCUGAUGCUAUCACUUGGGAGAAAGAAAGUUUGAUCACUGAACUCAGAAAAGAACUUCGGGUGUCUGAUGAGGAACACAGAGAGCUCUUAUCAAGGGUUAAUGCUGAUGAAAUGAUCAGGCGAAUAAGGGAAUGGAGAAAGGGUAACAGUGUUCCUCAGAUGGUUCAUGAUAAUGCUCCGAGUCCAGCUGUUUCAGGAUCACGUAAGAAGCAAAAGACAUCACAAUCAAUGGGCCCUCCAUCUCCUGCUCUGCACCCAUCAAUGCAACCAUCUUCUUCUGCGCUAAGAAGGGGAGGUCCUCCUCCACCAGGUCCAAAGACGAAAAAGCCAAAGACAUUCCCAGCUACAGGCAUUGCUGGGAGGCCUCAGGGAGGUGCAUUGACCAAUGAACCAGGUGAAGCAGGAUCAUACGACCCGUUGAUUGGAAAGAAGGUGUGGACAAAGUGGCCUGAGGACAACCAUUUCUAUGAAGCCGUUAUUACCAACUACGACCCCAUUGAGGGGCGGCAUGCUUUAGUGUAUGACAUUAGCACUCCGAAUGAAACUUGGGAAUGGGUAAAUCUUAAAGAGAUAUCUCCGGGAGAUAUCAGAUGGGAAGGUGAGGAUUCUGGGGUUUCUCGUAAAGGAGGACAUCCUGGGCAAGGCCGUGGAAGUAGUACAAAGGCCAUGCCUCGUGGUGGUCCUAGCGGUAGGGGUCGGGGAAACAUGAAGAUACAGCCACACAAGGCACAUAAUGGCAUUGGGAAGAAAAGUUUAGGCGAUAUUGAAAUACUCCACACUGAUACACUAAUAAAAGAGAUAGAAAAAGUUUUUGGAUCAGUUAACCCCAACCCAGCAGAGGUAGAGAAAGCAAAGAGAGUGCUAAGAGAUCAUGAGCAAGCUCUUGUGGAUGCAAUUGCAAGGCUUGAAGAAUUAUCAGACGGAGAAAGCGGUAAUAUUUGAUAGGGCCUUAGCUCUUCUCAGGUUCACCAACGCAGAUGGAGUCUGGCUGAAAGGUGUAGAUGGUGGUGGCAAUGUGAAUCAAUGAGGGAAAUUUGGAAACUUGUAUGGAUAUAAAGCAAACUGUAUUUUGUUUUAGGGAGAAGAUUUGUAAUGACUUUUGUGUGCCACAUUACUCCAGUAACUGGCUGUAAGCACUAAGCAUUGUAAAAUCCACCAGACGUUCAUAUAAAUGUAGAAUGUUGCAGAGACGUGUAAAA
Brassica rapa (field mustard) is the source of this 1700-nucleotide messenger RNA. Its product is annotated as protein EMSY-LIKE 3. The record is from RefSeq and is a predicted model, not a curated record. Gene Ontology annotation, cellular component: nucleus. Gene Ontology annotation, biological process: defense response to fungus. NCBI's taxonomy places the organism in Eukaryota, Viridiplantae, Streptophyta, Magnoliopsida, Brassicales, Brassicaceae.